CGCCGAAUGUAAUUCUGUUUGCGCCGCCUCUUUCGCAUCAAUUGUUUACACAUUUUCAUAAAUAACUGCCCAUAAUCCCGGCUUAAAUGUGCAAGGAGCGGUUCGGGCCCAACUUGAAGCUGUUCCCCAACGAACUCACGUGAUCCGAGCCCUGUGCGUGCGCCCGCGACCACGCACAUGGACCAGCAACAGGCGACGCCGCCAAAGAAGCGCAGACACAGCGAGUACCACGAUCCGGAUUAUCACCAAACGGAUGUACCCAGCCAGAAUGAGCCUCGACCGGAGGAUGACUUGUCACUACAGGGAAAGCGACUUAAAGUGGAGCCAGCGGGAACUGCGGCGGAGUUGCCACCGCCCGCUGACAAACUUCAGCGCAUCCGGGAGCUCCUGCGACUGGAGUUCCAACGCGAAAUCAGACAAAAAGUGGAGCAGCUGGCCGAGAUCGAUCGACGACUGCUGCAGGGACGCCAGCUGCUGGACAGACUGCGCUAUCAGGUGGUCAACGAGUACUACCGGAAGCAACAGGUUCCCCUCACCGCCGCCGACGUGGCCAAGGUGCGCGGCGACAGCCUGUUCGGGGACGAUGUGUCCGCUCCGCAGCUGCCCCUCCAUCCGGCCAUCAAGAAAAUCGUUGGCAAGCGCCCGGUUCCCAUUCAGAAUCAUCUGCCCGAGCGCACGGCGGCCACAUUGGCCAAAGAAACCAUUAGGCUGCGAAAUCCCGCACAUCGUCGUGCGGAAAGGAGGCGACAGCAGAAGAUCAAGGAGCAGGGAAUCGUUACCGAUCACUCCAAGGACCAGACAGAGGAGGAAGCUCCCAUUUCUGUUAAGCUGGAGGAUGAGCAACCCUGUACCAGUCGCCAGGCUUACGAAAGGCAAGUGGAGCUGAAUGCCUCGCGACUGAACAACAAGAACAAGUUCCUCUUUGUCGUGGGCAACACCUCCAAGUACAUUGGCGUGGGCUCCCAGGACAAGGCCACAGGUGAACAAGCUUUGAUCUACAAGUGGUUGGUAUAUGUGCAAGGCAAAAGGCUACCCCAACCAGUGGGAACCUACAUUAAAAAGGUGCGCUUUCACCUGCAUCAUUCCUAUCGACCCAACGAUAUUGUGGACGUGCACAGGCCUCCAUUUCAGCUGAACCGACGUGGCUGGGGCGAGUUUCCCAUGCGCAUCCAGCUCUUCUUUCAAGACCACUUGCAGCAGAAACCCGUGCAGCUGAUGCAUAAGUUGGUGCUGGACAAAACUAUGUGUGGCUUACAUACGAUGGGUGCUGAGACCACUGUGGAAAUAUGGCUGAGAGCGGAGCAGGCAUUGACGAAACGGAAAAGCAUAAAGGCUGCGCCUUCUCCUACGCCUAAUCCUCCACCCACAACCCCUGAUCCUCCUCUGGCGGUUGCUUCUCUUUUGGAACCGCCAUUUUUUGCUAUCCCCACCGAGUCGUGUAAGCCGCGAACCAUUUCCAUCACUCAAAACAAGGAGGAACUGGAUGACGAUCUGUUUGCGGGCAUCAACAAAAUCGAACUGAGCGACAUCGAGCAAAUUGAACCGACAGUCCUGGUAUCGGAGCCUCUGAAGUUGAGCUACAGUCCCAUAAAGCCGCCGCCCACUCCACCGACGCCUUCCAGGGCUCAGCUUCGGUUAAACGCAGCUCCGGUGAGCGCUUCUCGACCAUCGGUGGUGUAUCUGCCAGUAAAUGGCAGAAGCCCAAGGCAGGAAUCUACGUCAGAAAGGCGGAAGCUGGAGUUCUCUCCAGUUAAGCAGAUACCAGAUCCAUUGCCUCAGAAACCCUCUCCAGAUCGGCCACCCAUAAAGCCUGUGCGCAAUGGCCAACCCCCGGGUCAGAAGAAUGUUGUGUUCCAAAGAGCCGGAAAGCUGUACAUCAUUGAUCCCUUACAACGGAAGCUCAAACAGGCUGCGAAGCAACAAUCGCUGCUGAAACCACAAUUAAGUCUUCUCAAGCCGCCCUCGUUAACGCGCUGGCAUAUGCUGCAGUGCAUGCAGCAUGAUCAUGGCUAUGCCAACAUGAGUGGCGAGAUAGAGGAAAGGCCCAUGCUAUCAUAUAUAGCGCCUGCAGUUAUGGAAACGCCUUUGCAGACGCGACCUCGAAGGCUGGAGCAGAUCUUUGGCAGUGCCCACUUUCGAAAUAUGCGCGGUGCCGUGGAGUUCCUCCUGCGUCGCCUGCCGCUAACAGCAAUCGAUCAGAAGAAGGAGUACCCCUUUACAUGUUCAACCCUCGAGGAAUUCCACAAGCUAACUGCGCUCAAGCAACGCUGUUUUGAGUACUUGCGGGCGCGACUCCUGCGUCGCUGUCUGAUGCAGCACCACAAGCUGCAGCAGCUGGACAUCAGCGGGAAGGAACACUACUGGAGUUUGCGAGAGAUAGUGGCAUUCGCCAGGGUCCAUGGAUACACGCCGCCUCUCAAAGUGGUUUUACCCAGUGUGGACAAGAAGCGGAAACCGAAACUGGCGGCCGAAGAGCAACUUGCUCAGCGGGUGCAGGCGCAGCUCAAGGGCGAGCCCCAGCCGCAGCUCUCGGCCUACUCCAGUCUCAGCUCGGGCAAUCGGCUGAAUGCCUGGAUAGCCAGGCAAACGGAUCGGUUGCUUGGACACGAUCAAAGGAUGCGGGACAAGGAGUUCAUCGAUGUCCUGGGCGUGGACAAACCUCAUUCGCAGGCCUCCAGAGGCAAUCGGCUAACAAGUAGACCCCUCCAAGUGGUUAACAAUCGUCAACUGCUAUAUCUACCUCCACCGAAGCAGUUGGAUACGGCUUUGCAGUUGGUUCAGGAAAUGUGCAAGGACAUAAAUAUCUCUCUGGAGCCGGAGGAAUCUCCGCCAGGCGUCUCGCAGCCAGUGGCCCUUGCCGUGCUCGGCCAAGUGCUGUGCACUUUUGUCGAACGAUUAGUGCGCCGCUCCUUGGCUGCCAAGCUGCAGCAGGAGACCUUGGAACAUCUACCUCUGGCGGUGGCAAAUGCUCCGCUCUGCCUGCAGCCCCAGGACAUUGGCCGCGUCAUUCGCCAGUGCGCCGAUCUGGACUUCCUAGGCAACACCCACCUGGGUGUUUCUCCCCUGGAGCCACAAACCUAGUGGCUAGUUGCCAUAGUUUUGAAUUUAUUUUUUAUCAAGUGCGCGUAAUAGUUCAAAUUCUACUGGGAUAUUAGUCGAUAUCUAUUUAGUCUCUUGUUCUUUUUAGUAAGCAUACAACUAAGCAAUAAAUUAACUAAAUUAAU
Molecule: messenger RNA, 3224 nt
Organism: Drosophila subpulchrella
Lineage: Eukaryota; Metazoa; Arthropoda; Insecta; Diptera; Drosophilidae
Gene: D12
Product: YEATS domain-containing protein 2
Exons: 2
Coding region: 178-3081 (967 amino acids)
Biological process (GO): regulation of transcription by RNA polymerase II; chromatin remodeling
Cellular component (GO): NuA4 histone acetyltransferase complex
Molecular function (GO): histone binding
Source: RefSeq, a predicted model, not a curated record